AUGAGUUCAACUUCAACCUCUACUCGAAACCUCUCCCAUAUCAUCCCACUCGACUUCAACUCCGUCGACACAUUACCUGACUCCCACACUUGGGACUCCUCCCCGGACCACCACCUUUUCACAGAAUUUGUACCCAUCAUAGACCUACACGACCCGAACGCCGCCACGCUCAUACGGCUUGCCUCCGAGCAAUGGGGUGUGUUCCAAGUCACCAACCACGGCGUUCCAAUGAACUUGGUACAAGAAGCAGAGGUACAAGCCCGUGGGUUGUUUGAGCUGCCUAGAGACCAAAAACUCCGGGCACUCCGAUCACCAGAGAGCUUCAGCGGUUACGGGAGUGCCGGCAAUGCCGCUAACUUCUCAAAGCUGAUGUGGUCGGAGGGUUUCACGAUCAUGGGGUCACCGGUUGAACAUGCUGCUCAACUCUGGCCAGAUGACCAGUCGGUCCAAACUCACUUCUGUGAUGUAAUGGAGGAGUACCAAAAGAAGAUGAAGGGCCUAUCUGGAAAACUGAUACGGCUGAUGCUUGGAUCAUUGGGCUUGGACAAGGAAGAUGUUAAAUGGCUGAACCGGCCCAAAAGGAGUAGCACAAAUUUUCCACAGGUCCUGCAAUUGAACUAUUAUCCGGUUUGUCCAGACCCGACCCGAGCCAUGGGGUUGGCUCCUCAUACAGACACCUCGGUUUUCACUGUGCUAAACCAGUGUGACAUAAGUGGCCUGCAAGUCUUCCAGGAAGGGAUCGGCUGGAUGUCCGUUCAGCCGAUCCCUGGUGCACUUGUAGUCAAUGUAGGUGAUUUGAUGCACAUAUUAUCCAACGGACGGUUCAAGACUACAAUUCACCGUGCGGUUGUCAAUGAGUUACAUCACCGCAUCUCCAUUGCCUACUUCUAUGGGCCACCGUAUGACGUGAAGAUAUCGCCGCUGAUGAAGUUGAUCGGCCAAGAUCAUCCUCCUCUAUAUCGGCCGGUAACUUGGAAGGAAUACCUUGGUAUCAAGGGAACACAUUUCAACAGGGCACUUGAGUUGAUCAGGAAUGACACAGGCUAUGCAUCAUUCAUAUAUGAAUAG
Molecule: messenger RNA, 1068 nt
Organism: Fragaria vesca subsp. vesca
Lineage: Eukaryota; Viridiplantae; Streptophyta; Magnoliopsida; Rosales; Rosaceae
Product: gibberellin 3-beta-dioxygenase 3-like
Exons: 2
Coding region: 1-1068 (355 amino acids)
Biological process (GO): response to light stimulus; gibberellin biosynthetic process
Molecular function (GO): gibberellin 3-beta-dioxygenase activity
Source: RefSeq, a predicted model, not a curated record